Anoplopoma fimbria (sablefish) is the source of this 2632-nucleotide messenger RNA. It is a transcript of the gene serbp1a, whose product is annotated as SERPINE1 mRNA binding protein 1a. The coding region runs from base 100 to 1290 and encodes 396 amino acids. Gene Ontology annotation, cellular component: nucleus; cytoplasm. The record is from RefSeq and is a predicted model, not a curated record. Gene Ontology annotation, molecular function: mRNA 3'-UTR binding. The transcript has 9 exons. Lineage: Eukaryota; Metazoa; Chordata; Actinopteri; Perciformes; Anoplopomatidae.
AGAAGCUCCUUUUCCCAGCCAUCUUGUGGCUUCAUCUAGCGAAGUGUUCGCACCAAGCCUCGUAGAAUCGGAGUAAAAUCCUGCUGAAGGGGCGCCAUCAUGCCCGGACAAAUGCAAGAAGGUUUCGGCUGUGCUAUAGCCAACCGAUUCGACCAGUUAUUUGACGAUGAGUCGGAUCCGUUCGAGCUUCUGAAGCAGGCCGAGCUGAAGAAGAAGGAAGCCCCGGCUCCCGGUGCCGCCAAGACCGCAGCCCAGCUGGCCAAGCAGCCCAAAAAGGAGUCCCAGAAAGACAGAAAAGUCCCACUAACCGACAAGAAAGAGGAGACACAAGCUCCCAUCCCUCUUAAGAAAGAUGGUAAUAUCCGGAGGGCGAGGGCUUCAGACCCCAGGUCGGCCAGGGAGAGGGGCGCCCCCACAGACAGAAGACCCGUGGACAGGCGGCCCCCACGUCGUUUCGAGAGGCCUGCUGGUGAUGCUGGCGAGAAGCCCGAGGGAGGCGAAUUCUCAGUGGAAAAACCCAUUGGUGAUAGGCCGAUGAGAGGGCGUGGCGGUGGCAGAGGAGGCGUCCGUGGAGGCAGAGGCCGCGGCAUGGGUCGUGGAGAUGGCUUUGACUCCAGAGGAAAGCGUGAAUUUGAUAGACACAGUGGCAGUGACCGAUCUAGUCUGAAAGGCGAGGAGAAGCGUGGUGGAAGUGGAUCUCACAACUGGGGCACCGUCAAGGAUGAAAUUAACGAGCUUGACCAAUCAAACGUUACUGAAGAAACCCCUGAAGGAGAGGAGCAUCCACCCGCUGACUCUGAGAACAAGGAGAAUGAGGUUGAGGAAGUGAAGGAAGAAGGCCCCAAGGAGAUGACUCUGGAUGAGUGGAAGGCUGUGCAGGACAAGGAGCGGGCCAAAGUGGAGUUCAACAUCCGUAAGGCCAACGAGGGAGUCAAUUGGAACCAAGGAUUUGUGCUGCACAAGUCCAAGGCAGAGGAUAAGAAAGAAGAAGUGAUUGAGUCUGAGGUUGAGGAGCCCAAGCUUGAUGAUGAGCACCACUUCCGGAAGCCAGCCAACGACAUUACGUCCCAGCUGGAGAUCAACUUCGGAGACCUGGGCCGUCCAAGCCGUGGACGCGGUGGACCACGUGGUGGCCGUGGCGGUCGUGGCCGCGGCGGCAGCGGUGGUGGAGGACCACCCGGCGCCGUCAGUGGUGAAGCCACUAGGCCGGUCCGCGCACCAAGGCCUGAGAAGUCAUCUGCGUCCGUGCCCAACGUGGACGACCCAGAGGCCUUCCCAGCCUUGGCUUAAGCCCCGGCUGCUGUUUCUCAGGCCUACAGGAGCCUCCGGAGCACCUCCACUACGAGGCUUGCAUGUUCCUGGAUCCUUCAGCAAAGUGAAAUGAUGGAGAAGACUGUCAUUAACUAUGGCACUCAAAGUGAGGACUGAGUUUUACCCAAUAAAAACAAAACGAAGAUGGAAAAAAAAACAGAAAUUAACAAAAAAAAACAAAAAAAGAAAAGGACUUCUUGCUACUCGGGAGCAACUUAUUGGUAGAGGUUUUUUUCACUUGGAAACAAAGUAGCAGGGAUGUUUUUCAUACAGUAUUUUUUUCAGAGGUUAUGCAUUGUCCAUUGAUACAUUUUUGUAAUUGCUGCUUGAAUAUAUGCAUUUUGAGAUGUAACCAUGAGAAAAGUUGUCUUUAGCUCGGUUUGAGCCAUUGCUUGCUCGCUCUGAAACAGGCACUAUGGAGCUCCAACCCAAGCUCAUAAUCUCUGCCACAACAGGUAUUUCUGAAGUUACAGCGUCACUCAUUAAGAUUUACGGAUUUUUUUUUUUUUUUCUUUAGCACUGGGGUAUUGUUUUAUAUUUUAUACAGGAGGUCUAUUCUUCUAUGAUCUUCGGUCUGUAAAUCUUAACUAUUUUCAUAAAUUCCUGCAGAGACUGUAUUUCACAUGGUGCAAAAAUAGGACACACCUUGAUCCUUUGAUCAAGCGUCGCUGCCUAUAUUAGAAUGCAUUGAUGAAAUGGCGCCUAAAUCUGUAUUACGAUCCUUUGGUACUGAAACGUACUGUAGGAUGAACAUUAGGUCAUUUUGGAGGAACUCACCGGGGAUUAAUCUCCUAAAUUUGCAUUGAUCCCUUGAAAAUUUGUCAAGUGGAUCAAUUUGAAGCGGAAAAUUAUUCCGUUUUGUUCUGAUUUCUGAUGUAUUCGGGGUGCUAUUCGCCAUCUAAUAUCCCUUCCUCCCUGCCCAUUUCAUCUUUGAUUGCCAUUUGCAAGUCAAUUGAUGCCUUUUGCUUUUUACUCUUUGAGAGUGAUGCGGAGAGGAAGUGUCUUUACACAGGUGAGACGUGGCUGGGGUCUUCUGGAAGCCCUCAGACCGUCUCCCACUGUUUACACACUCCACUCCUUCCACAGAUUUAAAAACUCAGCCCAGCUUCAGUUUGUGUUUUUUGCAGUCUGUUCUGUGCUGAUAUUUUCCUCCACUGUUGACUUGCCCUGUAGCUUCCACAGUGGCACCACUGCAUAAUUGCUCUGAAAGAAAUACAGUUCGUUCCUUGCGUGGAACAACUGAAGUGCUCUACAAAUGUGUGAACUCUAGCCCUGCUAUUGGAGACCUCUGUCGGUAAAAUAAAGGUGGUCGAUAAAUCUU